AUGUUCAAAGAUGAAGUAGCUGGCAAACAGAUUACUCACUUUGUUGAACUUCGACCAAAGCUUUAUAGUUUUAAAGUUGAAGGUUUUAAGGAAACAAGAAAGUGUAAAGGAAUAAAGAAAAAUGUUGUCAAAAAGGAAUUAACAUUUGAUAACUAUGCCCAUUGUUUAUUUUCUGGUGAGACAAAGAUGAAGUCGAUGAAAAUUAUAAGAAGUGAAAAUCAUGAUAUUUACUCAAAGGAAGUAAAUAAAAUUGCUUUGAGUGCAAAUGAUGAUAAGCGCAUUUUGAUGAAGAAUAAAAUUAAUACCAUGGCUUUAACAUAA
Molecule: messenger RNA, 321 nt
Organism: Porites lobata
Lineage: Eukaryota; Metazoa; Cnidaria; Anthozoa; Scleractinia; Poritidae
Source: the annotation of a GenBank genome assembly